AUGGCAUUCUCGCAAACACCCUCACCCUCGACCCGCCUUCCCGCACCUCGAAUCGUAAUCACAAACCUCAUCAACUCCCUCGCAUCAGCCUCGCUCCUACCACCGUCAUCAUCCACAGUCCCGGCAGGCGGCGGAGGCGACACACAAAACCCGCUCAAAUCCCUCCCGCAAUCCCACCGUCCGCUCCUCGUCACCCUCCACGUCCUCUUCCCGUCCCUAGUCCUCCCGGCGCUAGACCUCCUGGACCGUAACCUCGUCACCCGUGUGGUCCCGGAAUUCGCUUCGCCCAGCGGCGGCAGCGGGCGGGAGGGAAACGACCCCGCCAACCCCGCACCCGCCCACCAUCACCACUCCCCCGAGCGCGCCCACGACGCUGCCGCCGCCGCCGCCGCCGCCGAUGGCCAGGGGUCCUCACCACCCUUCCCUUCUCAGAGCCCUCAACACCCCAAGAAGGAACCCCGACCGUCCCCGGCCGCAUUCCACCUCGUCCGCUCCGUGGCUUCGACAAUGUCCCGCCGGAGUCACGCCGUUGCGACAUCGGCCUCGGCGUUGACUACGUACCUCGUCCGGCUCGACGCCUGGAACUGUACGUGCGCCAACUUUGCCUUUGAAGCAUUUCCUGCCGGUGCGGGUGCGGCUGGUGCUGCUACCGCGGGAGGAGGCCUCGAGGACGAAAUCAUGGAAGCCGAUGCGGCUGAGGACUCCGAGGGGGAGGGCGGAGUGGGUGACUGGCAAUUUGGAGGCCUGAGCCUGGACGGGAUAGAUAUUGGUGGCGUGCCCUGCUGCAAGCACUUGCUUGCCUGUUUGCUGUCUGAGCAGUGGGGGAAUGCGCUGGGGAAGUAUGUCACGGAGAGGAGAGUGAGCAGGGAGGAGAUGGCGGGGUUGGUCGCCGAGGUCUGA
Colletotrichum spaethianum is the source of this 900-nucleotide messenger RNA. RefSeq lists its product as uncharacterized. Lineage: Eukaryota; Fungi; Ascomycota; Sordariomycetes; Glomerellales; Glomerellaceae. The record is from RefSeq and is a predicted model, not a curated record. The transcript has a single exon. The coding region runs from base 1 to 900 and encodes 299 amino acids.